Messenger RNA from Oncorhynchus mykiss (rainbow trout), 498 nucleotides. The record is from RefSeq and is a predicted model, not a curated record. Lineage: Eukaryota; Metazoa; Chordata; Actinopteri; Salmoniformes; Salmonidae.
AUGGCAGAUCUGGAGUGUGUUCCUCCAGGCUGUGCUCUGUGGUCCCCCGGGCAGGCAGAGUGUGUUCCUCCAGGCUGUGCUCUGUGGUCCCCGGGCAGGCAGAGUGUGUUCCUCCAGGCUGUGCUCUGUGGUCCCCCGGGCAGGCAGAGUGUGUUCCUCCAGGCUGUGCUCUGUCCUCCCCGGGCAGGCAGAGUGUGUUCCUCCAGGCUGUGCUCUGUGGUCCCCCGGGCAGGCAGAGUGUGUUCCUCCAGGCUGUGCUCUGUGGUCCCCGGGCAGGCAGAGUGUGUUCCUCCAGGCUGUGCUCUGUGGUCACCCGGGCAGGCAGAGUGUGUUCCUCCAGGCUGUGCUCUGUGGUCCCUGGGCAGGCAGAGUGUGUUCCUCCAGGCUGUGCUCUGUGGUCCCCGGGCAGGCAGAGCAGAGUGUGCUCCUCCAGGCUGUGCUCUGUGGUCCCCGGGAACGCAGAGUGUGUUCCUCCAGGCUGUGCUCUAUACAGCCUAG